Clarias gariepinus (North African catfish) is the source of this 975-nucleotide messenger RNA. RefSeq lists its product as uncharacterized. The transcript is spliced from 2 exons. NCBI's taxonomy places the organism in Eukaryota, Metazoa, Chordata, Actinopteri, Siluriformes, Clariidae. The annotation marks the transcript as partial. The record is from RefSeq and is a predicted model, not a curated record.
AUGCCACUGGGACGCAAGCUAAAGGGACCACUGGAGCAGAUGCUGCAUCGAAACAUUUCCCCUGAUCAACCCACCUAUGCCACAGUGGAAGAACUGUUCCAAGUCGUCCGGAACAACGUAGCCCGUGCCCAGGAACGGCAAGGGAGGUAUUACCACGGCAGACAGCGGGCAGUCACGUACAAUGGGGGCGACCUCGUUUGGUCCACCCGAAUCUCAGCAUGUCUGGCAGACAUCUCAUUUUGGAUGGCUGCUCAUCAGCUGAAGCUCAAUCUCAGUAAAACCGAACUGUUGUUUAUCCCUUGUGACUCAUCUCCAGGUCAAGACCUUGUGAUAUCCAUGGACAACAACCAAAUCACUCCCUCAACCACUGCCCGCAAUCUUGGGGUAACUGUGGACAAUCAUCUGUCAUUUUCCCCACACAUCGCUAACCUUACUCGCUCUUGUCGAUUUCUUCUUUACAAUAUCAGAAGAAUUCGCCCAUUUCUUUCUUCACAGGCUACUCAGGUGCUUGUUCAGUCUCUUGUUAUUUCAAGACUGGACUACUGCAACUCACUCCUGGCAGGCCUGCCUUUGUCCACGAUUCGUCCUCUGCAACUGAUCCAGAAUGCAGCAGCACGACUCGUUUUUAACCUUCCCAAGUUCUCCCACACCACCCCACUCCUCCGCUCCCUGCACUGGCUUCCUGUAGCUGCCCGCAUCAAAUUCAAAACACUGAUGCUUGCCUACAAAGCCAAAAAUGGCCCAGCACCCACCUACCUCUCUGCGCUAAUUACACCACGCACUGCGCCACGUUCCCUCCGAUCCUCCAGCACUGCUCGCCUCAUCCCACCAUCUCUCAGGGAUCGAGGGCGGCAUUCAUCCAGGCUCUUUUCUGUUCUGGCACCUAGGUGGUGGAAUGAACUUCCGCUAGAUGUCCGUACAUCAGAUACUUUGACUAUCUUUAAACGACGACUCAAGACGCAUCUGUUUCUCCAG